This is a messenger RNA of Bombus impatiens (common eastern bumble bee), 1218 nucleotides long. RefSeq lists its product as uncharacterized. NCBI's taxonomy places the organism in Eukaryota, Metazoa, Arthropoda, Insecta, Hymenoptera, Apidae. Bases 33 to 881 code for a protein of 282 amino acids. The transcript has 2 exons. The record is from RefSeq and is a predicted model, not a curated record.
AAUAAAAGAUAAUAACAAUUUUAUUUUCAGAUAUGGGUACAAUUACUAGUUACAACCGAACACCACAACUACCAUGUAUUUCAUCGAUCUUGAUAUACGCACAGUGUCAAAAUAUUUUAACAAACAAGCAAUUACGCAUGAAUUUGAAUCCUAUAUCGAUCAAAUUGGAACAGUUAUCGAAUUUCCCGGCCAAUAUAGUGAUUGAAAACGGUUUCAAGUGUAUAUAUAUGAAAAUUCUUUUCGUAGAUCAUACGAUUGUCACACCAUGCUAUAUUCCAAAUAGAAUCAUGUAUUUCGAAUUUGUUAAGUGCUUCCUCUGUGAGGAAUUUCAACCGAAAGAAUUGGUUAAUUUUCUUACAACAAAAUUUCUUACUGUCCAGGUAAUUGGCGUACGAAUUAUUGAACCCUCAAUUUCUGACCGACCUGACCAUGAUAAAUCGGUAUCAAAAUCAUCUAAAGCAGUCACGAAAGAGGAAUUUUUACUAGGAAUUGCUAAAUUUGAUGUAUCUGAUCUUUUGAGAGGAUUUUGGGAAGUAAAAUUGACAAAUGACUUGAUUCAUCCUUGCAACAUAUUUGCUACCAAUAUUGACUAUACAGAUGAUGAGAGAAAGAAAAUUUUGUGGAAGAAUUCACCUCUUACUUCAGAUACUUUUACAUCGUACAGUACAUCGAUGAAAAUUAAAAUUCGUGCAACGUGUGAUUUGCGAAUAAUUCAAAAGAAGAUCAUUCGACAUGAAAAUAUAUUCAACAGAAUAUUUUUCAAUUUGAACGAUUUGAAAUUAGCUAAUGACAUUUUGAAAGAUGUAUCUCUUCAUAAUUCCAACUUACUGACCAUUUACGAAUCUUCAAUAGAAGACAAUAAUUUAAAAGUAAAAUUUUGAAGUAUAAUUGUAGUUUGAUUUUCUUACCACUCUUUAUAUAUUCUUCUAUUGUCAUACAUACUUAUCAGUUUUAGUUAGUUGAUAUGAUUUUUUGAUGUUAUUUAUGAUACAGACACAGGGUAUGUUGAAGCAUAUUUUAACGGGUUUCGCUAUAGAAAAUUGUGAAAAAUCCUACAUUUUUUUGGAAGGCUUGUCAAACGGAUACUUGUUAAAAAUUUGGGAAAAGGUAAAGAAACUCCCAAUUCAACAUAAAUGCAUUUAUUAUAAUAGCAGUUAUGUAUUUUUUACACGACUUUAUGAAGAUUUCAUACUUUUAGGCGGAAUUAUUCAUAUUAAA